AUGAAAAACUUCGCUGCCACUGCCAUAGCUGCACUCCUGGCACUCACUGCCAAUGCAGCACCUGCCGACCCUACAUCCACAACACCCUCAGCGAGUCCAGCAGCUCAAACCUCAGUAUCUGUGCAAUACGAUACAACAUACGACAACUCCUCCUUCCCCAUCAGCCACGUAGCAUGCUCCGAUGGUCCCAACGGUCUCGAAGGCAAAGGCUACAACACACUAGGUCAAUUGCCUGACUUCCCUUACGUGGGAGCCUCGCCCACUAUCCCCGGUUGGGAUAGCCCUAACUGCGGCGCAUGUUACAACAUCACCUACAACACCGUUUCGCUUUAUGUAAUGGGUAUCGACUCUUCGACCAGUGCGUUCGUCCUGAGUCAGGCGGCGUUGGAUCGAUUGACUGGUGGUCAAGCUGUGGCUUUGGGCCAGGUUACUGCUUUCUAUGAUUCGGUCGACUCAAGUCACUGCGUUACAUGA
Talaromyces amestolkiae is the source of this 474-nucleotide messenger RNA. RefSeq lists its product as uncharacterized. Lineage: Eukaryota; Fungi; Ascomycota; Eurotiomycetes; Eurotiales; Trichocomaceae. The transcript has a single exon. The record is from RefSeq and is a predicted model, not a curated record. The coding region runs from base 1 to 474 and encodes 157 amino acids.